This is a messenger RNA of Nannizzia gypsea CBS 118893, 1191 nucleotides long. RefSeq lists its product as hypothetical. The record is from RefSeq and is a predicted model, not a curated record. NCBI's taxonomy places the organism in Eukaryota, Fungi, Ascomycota, Eurotiomycetes, Onygenales, Arthrodermataceae. The transcript has 4 exons. The coding region runs from base 1 to 1191 and encodes 396 amino acids.
AUGUCCAGCCACGGAGGCAUCCAACCCUUCACAGGAGGGGAUCGAUUCACUACCGUGACACCAGACAAUCAUGGCGGUAUACUUUGGGUUGCUUCAAUUAUAUGUGCCAUCUACGUUAUCCUCAGCAUGGGCCUAAGAGCCCACGUUAAACGAGAAUUUUAUGGUCUAGAUGAUCUAAUAGCGCUCGUUGCUACGGUAAUUGCUGAAGCACAAUAUAUAUCCAUCUUUUUUGGCUUAUCUGACGGGCUCGGGAGGAAUAAUGAAGAUUUUGAGGCCGCUCGCAUUCAAAGGAUAGGGCGGACCCUACUCCUAAGCGGGGUCUUCUUUCUCCUUGGGCUGUUACUUGCAAAAGUGUCGCUUAUUCUAUUGAUACGUCGUUUAUUCAGCCCAGAUAUGAGGAUGCAUAUCAUGGCAUGCGAUGCUGUACUGGCUAUGAGCAUACUCUGGGGUAUUGGCUCGAUUUUGGGAGCAUUGAUCAACUGUUCCCCCACUGGAAUGAUGGCUUUCAACGACGGGGCGUGCAAGGAUAUAGUCCUAAGGUGGCAGAUUAUAGGUACUCUGGAUGCAUUCACCGAAUUGGUUAUAUUUGGAGUAGCACUAUCGGUUGUCUGGGGAAUUCAAAUGAGAGCUUCGCGGAAAGGCCGUGUAUUAAUGGCCUUCAUACCCAGGUUACCUAUUAUUGUUUUUGCCCUCCUUCAUAUUGAACGGACAACGUCAUUCUCCAAGAAGCCUAAGCCCAGCGUUAGCAUUGUAGCGCCCCUCAUCUACCAACAAAUUGAGCUUUGCUACUCGCUUGUGUCCUGUACCAUUCCCAACCUCGGCGGGUACCUACUCAAGUUUCACACUGGCAUGGGCAUAACACUUGGAUACGUAUCAGAGCCAUAUGGCUCGUCACGAGAAGUGGGAGGCUCCAAGAGCGUACAGCUAUCAUCCUUGAAGAGCAUUGCAAACAGUGAUAAGCAGAAAACCCCAGCUGCCGGCGAAUCAAGUAAGUGUGGCUUUCUCCGACCCGAGCAGUAUGAAUAUCGAGCCUACGUUCGAAGUGCUGUUAACAGCCUCGAGAUUAACUCUGGCGAUGGUGAGAACGAUAACCAAUCAUUCAGUUCUCAGGGAAACCAGUCGGUGUUGAGCAUACACAGCCAUGAUAUGAUUAUCCGACGAGACUUCCGGUACAGUGUUCGACACGACUAG